AUGGUGAUGGGGGUUGUCAAUACUGGCCGAGGGUUUAUUCGGGAUGAGAAGAGGAGAGGAUCGAUUACGGGCCGUCGGUCGACGAGUCAGACUGGGACGUCCACGCCGUCUAGCCUUACGACUACCCAGCCGUUCAGACCGCCUACUGCCUCCCUCCUCUAUGCCCCUUCUUCCCAACCCGCGCCGCCCUUCGCCCAACCCACCGUCCAGUCAGCGGGGGUGAUGGUGCAAAAGCCAGAGGAGGAGAUGGAGGAGGAGGAAGCCAAAAGGCAGCGGGAUGGAUCGACUCGGGGAAUAGGAGGAUCGUGGAGUCCGCGAGGUUGUGUAGCCAGUGGCCGCAGAGAGCAAACAUCUCAUACCAACCACAGCGUUUCUGCAACCCGCACUACGUACGUCGCGAUGGUGAUGCAGCGCCAAGCAGAGAUCGAACAACAGCUGUUUACGACCUCGUCCACCUUCUUCUAUUGUCAGCACCAGCCCCAGCACCACCGGGGGGAGGAGCGCAGGGGGGAGCACGAGUCGGACGACGAGACGGAUACGUCCGUGAGCGAGAUUUCUGGUUAUGCCAGUUCGCCUAUGGGGAAAGAAGAGAAGCAGAAGAGGGCGAAAGAACUGAGAGAAGCGAUGGCAAGCUCGCUGUUAUGCUGCCGUCAUUCCAACGCUUCGCUCCCUUCCCAGCCUCACGAAACCGAAACCCUCUCUACACACUCCCCUCCCCUUCCCCAGCACCAAGCCCGCCAACCCACUCGCGUCAGGACCCAGUCGUGCGGUGCCAAGCGCCCCAUGGUCGGGCAGGGGCAGCAGGGCGAAGAGGAAAAGCGGCGCAAGGUGGAAGAGGACGAAGACGUCAAGAUGGUCGUUGAAGAAGCUGUCGAUAACGGGGUCAUACUCUCUCCCUCAGAGAGCGCGAAAGCGUCUGUUUCGGCGGCGGCGCAGGGUGGGCAGAUGUCUGCUUCUGUGCCCGACUUGUCCAAAGCCCACGCGCAAAACCCUACUCCGGUAUUCGGCAUGGUCGUCAGAACGUCCGAAUCGCACCCUAUCAUCGUUUCCCCAUUCUUCCCCUCUGAAUUGCUGGACAUCUUGUCGAGGAAUGUGUUAGGGCAGGUGGAAGAAGGAAGAGGAUGA
Molecule: messenger RNA, 1125 nt
Organism: Cryptococcus wingfieldii CBS 7118
Lineage: Eukaryota; Fungi; Basidiomycota; Tremellomycetes; Tremellales; Cryptococcaceae
Exons: 3
Coding region: 1-1125 (374 amino acids)
Source: RefSeq, a predicted model, not a curated record